Dendronephthya gigantea is the source of this 1989-nucleotide messenger RNA. RefSeq names its product transmembrane anterior posterior transformation protein 1 homolog. Gene Ontology annotation, cellular component: ciliary basal body; endoplasmic reticulum membrane. The record is from RefSeq and is a predicted model, not a curated record. Bases 19 to 1965 code for a protein of 648 amino acids. The transcript has 14 exons. Lineage: Eukaryota; Metazoa; Cnidaria; Anthozoa; Malacalcyonacea; Nephtheidae. Gene Ontology annotation, biological process: positive regulation of cilium assembly; maintenance of protein localization in endoplasmic reticulum.
GCACGGAUUUUCUCUUUAAUGGCAGGGGUAACUGACUUUGGCAAUAAAACAUCAGAGAUCCAAGAGGGAGAUUUAAAAGAGCAAGAUAGUGAGAAUGAUUCUGUUUCUGAAAAAACACUAUCUGUGGAUAAAUCAACAAAUAUACAAAAUACAGACAAGUGUUUGUUAAAUGAAGAUACGCUUGGCAAUUCACUUACUGCUGGAGAAGAAACUGUGACUUGUAAUGAUACUAUGAAAUCUUUUGAUGCACCAACAGGAUCCAAUCCCACCGAGGGCAAUGGGAUGGAAUCUUCUCACACUUCAGUAAAUGAAGUCAAUAGUUCAGACAUUAAUAAUGAACCUACAAACUCUGUUCCAACUUAUACUGGGUCCCAUAAAAAGAUUCGAAAGAGGCAUGUUGUAUGUAUGGAAACAUCAAAACAACCAUCAUCUGAGCAAGAAUUUGUAAUCCAUCAUGAACACUGUGAAAACAUUGAUUUGUGCGAUGAUGAUGCCAAGGGUGAUCUCCAUGGAAUUACUGAUGUGGGUGAUCAUGAGGUUAUUGAUUCAUCCAAAUACUUACCCCAAAACAGCAGGAAAGAUUUCUCUCUGUUUCAUUAUCUGAGAGUUGAGAUGACAAGAGGUUAUCUCUUUGAGGAGCAAGAAGAGAAAUACAUUGAUCAACGAGAAAAAGUAUAUACAUUCAUGAAAACACCACGUGAACUGGAGAAGUUGAUGUGGUUUGGUUUUCUCCUAUGCCUGGAUUGCUUCUUAUUUGUUUUCACAUAUCUUCCUGUACGAGUUCUGCUUGCUGUAUUAAAACUUCUUGGAAAUGUCAUCUGCCUUAAAUUUCUUAGACGUGGGUUUUCCUUGCUGGAAUCUCAUCAAAUAUGUGAUUUGCUACGAGGUCUUAUUCUUCUUGCCUGCUGCGCUGCAAUGAACUGUCUUGAUCUGUCAAUCUUGUACCAUAUCGUUCGCGGACAAUCCGUCAUCAAAUUGUACGUUAUUUAUAACAUGCUUGAUAUUGCAGAUAGAUUAUUUUCAUCGAUUGGUCAGGAUACACUGGAUACUCUAUUUUGGACUGCAGCUGAACGCAGACAUAAACGAAGUCUUGUAACGAUUUUAUUACAUUUUGGGCUAGCUUCCGUAUAUGUGUUUCUACACGCUGUGCUAGUGCUUUUCCAAGCUAUCACUUUAAACGUGGCAAUUAAUUCUCACAAUAAAGUUCUUAUGGUCGUCAUGGUAUCCAACCAGUUUGUGGAAUUAAAAGGCUGCGUGUUCAAGAAAUUUGAGAAAAAUAAUCUGUUUCAAAUGUCCUGUGCAGACAUCAGGGAAAGAUUUUACUAUGUUGUCUUAGUCUCACUGGUGGCUCUAAGAAACAUGCAUGAACUUCAGUGGAACCUAGAUCACUUGUACGAGUUAAUACCAUCGCUUGCAUUGCUGCUUUCUUCCGAAAUGUUUGUUGACUGGAUCAAACAUGCUUUCAUUACAAAAUUUAACUGCAUUUCAAGCGAGGUUUAUCGCGAGUAUAGAGCUCUACUUUCACUGGAUGCUACAACAAGCAGACUUUUUGGUCAGCGGGCACGUUCUGAUCAUUUUGAUUUGGUCUCCCGACGACUCGGGUUCAUUCCUCUGCCCUUGGGUUGCGUGGUGUACCGUGUGACCAGUCAAUCUGUGCAAAUUUCUGGUACCGCCGCCGGAAUUGUUGUCCUGGUACUAGUUUAUUUAUGGUUAACCUCCGUGAAAAUCCUCAACAGCAUCGUCCUCUUGGGAUUAUCAAGUCAUUACGUCAUGAAUAAGACGACGAAUAACGACGAAACCAAGCCAUAUAUGGACAGUAGUCCCAGUCCCUCAGACCUGCAACUUCCGGUCGCAGAUCCACUGGACAGAGACCAGCGGUUUGCGAACAAGACAACGAAAACUCGACAAGUCAAGGCUCUGAAUGAAAUAGACCGUUAUACUUUAUGUAGCAAUAGGAUUGUUUGAAGUUGAAACAGAAGAAUAUUCGCU